AUGGCCGUUUGGCUCGGUGACAGCGGCUUUUCAAAAAUUGAUACACAAAACGAUUUAGAUAGUUUGCUAGGUGAUAAUUUUAAUUUAAAUUGUAAUAUAAAAUGUGGAUCAUCUGACAUACUUUCUAGAGAUUUUCCUCAGAUCACUUGCGACAUAAAACUCUUAGAUAGUGUGACGUCGGAGAUUAAAGUAGUUCCCAAGGACAAAACAACAGAUUCUAGAAUUGAAAUAGUAUCAAGUAAUAAUGAGAGAUUGUCUGAUGUGCCACAAGCAACUGUUGAACUACCAAAAUUGGUCAUGGAUAAGAACAAAAGAAAAGUGGAGGAUAACAGUGCAAGAUAUAAGUGUGAAUACGAGGGCUGUGAAAGAACAUACAGCACUGUGGGCAAUUUACGAACCCAUAUGAAGACACAUAAAGGUGAAUACAGGUUUAUAUGUCCAAUGCAAAGUUGUAACAAAGCAUUUCUCACAUCAUACAGUCUAAAAAUACAUGUGCGGGCACACACAAAAGUAAAACCAUUCACAUGCAAUAUCGGGAACUGUAACAGAGCAUUCAAUACAUUAUACAGACUCAAAGCACACCAAAGACUACACAGCGGCGACACAUUCAAUUGCAAAGCAGACGGCUGCUCGAAAUUCUUUACAACACUAAGCGAUCUGAAAAAACACAUACGAACACACACACAAGAAAGGCCUUAUAAAUGCGUAACAGAUGGAUGUGGCAAGUCGUUCACAGCGUCGCAUCAUCUCAAGGCGCACGCGCGCACGCACUCGGGCUCGCGGCCUCACGCGUGUCCCGAGCUCGGCUGCGGGAAGCUGUUCUCUACCGUUACCAGUAUGAAGGCACACGCAAGGAAACAUCAGAUUAAUACCGAAGCACCAAAAGUCGAAGUCACAGAAAACGAACCAACAAAACCUGAUGCGAACGUCAUGAACUGGGAUAGUUUACUCGAAUCAUUUGGAAAAAUUACAACUGAAUCUAAUUCAACAGACGGCAGCCUAGAAGAUAUUGCGAGUGUCAACCUUAACAAUAACAUGGAUAUUACUGAACUGUUAUUCGAUAACGCGACAAAUAACACUAAAUUUGAUAAUCCUGAUUAUGAUUUGAGCAAUCUAGAGCUUUCGCCGUUCAUUGUUAAAAAUGAAAAGGAGCAAAGCACGUGGAAUGUUGGCAAUAAAAUUGAAAUUAAAUCUAAGGCAUUACAAUUGGCUUUAGCGAAUGAAGUGGAAGUGCAGGCACCAUGGAUAGAUGUCACAGCAUUAGCGUCUUCCAUACAAGAAACACCUGUUAGUAUAAAAGACAAUACACCGGAAAGUAUUUUCACUCUAGCAACAUCAGUACCGACACACAUGCAAAGCUAUAUAGAUCUUAAUUCAGAAAUGCCUACCGCUAAUAUUAUUUCUGAGACGUUUGAUCUAGACACGCCUAACAUACUCGAUGUAAGUGAUAAAGUUUUCAAUGACAGUGAACUAGUUACAAAUAUAACAACUAAGCUAACAGAUGUAGAAUUUUUGAAAAACAACGAAAUUAAUGAGAUUGAUAGAACGUUAAAUACACCAUCUCCUAAAAUCCAACAUAAUAUCGAAAUAAAUCCAGCUAACUCUGUGUUAUUUAACACAGAUUUGACUCUUGAAGACACAUUGUUGUUUGAUAAUGAACCUCCUUCAAAUAUGUAUGUUGUUAAAACGGAGAAUAUAUUUGGAAAGAAAAUCAAAAAUUCAUUACAGCAAAUAACGUCAGAUGCAGGAAUUUGCUCCUGUAACAGCUGUAAAUGUGACCCGAACAAUGGUGAAUGUAGAAGUUGCAAUCAAAAACAAACCUGUACAGAUGAUAAGUGUUCGUGUAUUGACUGCAAAUGCGACCACGCUCAAAUGAAAUGUGCAGUUGGAUGUGGAAAAGCGACCGAUACAAACCAUAACACAUUUUUACACUACCAUAAAAGGCAUAACGAUUCAAAUCUUGAAGAUUUUGGUGUUUACACCCACGAAUGUGAUGAUAACUUCCCAGAAAUUAUUAAUAAUUUAAAAUGCUCUUGUGAUAGUAAAAGUAAAUGUGAUUCAAAUAAAAUGGAAGAUGGUUCUCCAAAGAAAUCGUGCUGUGUGACAAUUUGCUUUAAAAAAGUUGAAGCGUUCAAACAAUUUCUGUCAGAUACUGAACUAUUAAAUGCUCUUAAUGUAAAUAACUUGAAUCUGACAACAACA
Molecule: messenger RNA, 2202 nt
Organism: Brenthis ino (lesser marbled fritillary)
Lineage: Eukaryota; Metazoa; Arthropoda; Insecta; Lepidoptera; Nymphalidae
Source: the annotation of a GenBank genome assembly